Molecule: messenger RNA, 1241 nt
Organism: Halteromyces radiatus
Lineage: Eukaryota; Fungi; Mucoromycota; Mucoromycetes; Mucorales; Cunninghamellaceae
Product: kinase-like domain-containing protein
Exons: 3
Coding region: 57-1178 (373 amino acids)
Biological process (GO): intracellular signal transduction; intracellular monoatomic cation homeostasis; protein phosphorylation
Molecular function (GO): ATP binding; protein serine/threonine kinase activity
Source: RefSeq, a predicted model, not a curated record
CUUUUUUUUUUUCUUUUUACUUUGUGUACAUAUUUAUUUACAUUCAUAAAGUGAUUAUGACAAAAUCAUCCAAUAAAAUGUCUGAUGAUUCUACAAAAACCAGGAUGGAUGAAGAUUUGGUAUCUUAUAUAACAUCGACUUGUUCCGUAUCAUCAUCCGAACAUGAAAAAACUCGGUAUAAUGAAUCUUCUUCGUUUCUUCAAAGAUGUAUGCGACAUGGUUAUAAAUCAUCCACUUCUCUUUUGGAGUCUCGCUACGGCAGAUUACAAAAAGGGAAGAUCGGUCGAGGUGCUUAUGCUCAUGUACGACUCAUCAUUGCAAAUCAUCAUCAUCAUUAUAGGCAUCAUAAGCAUCAUUCACUUACUAAUAACAACAAGAUAAAAACUACCAUCUCUAAACAGGUUUACGCUGUCAAGAUAUUUAAAAAACAAAAACAAAAAGAAAGUCAUGGCAAUUACAUGAAAAGAUUGAUAAGUGAAUAUUGCAUUGCAUCUUCCAUGCAUCAUCCCAAUAUCAUCACCACUUUGGAUCUUGUUACAAAUGCUUCUGGUCAAUAUUGUAUUGUUAUGGAAUACUGUUCAGGUGGUGACCUUUAUCAAGCCAUUAAAAAAGAUCAAUUGACAGAAUCGAAAAUGAAUUCAUACUUUAAGCAAUUAUUAUUGGGUCUAGAUUAUUUGCAUUCUUUGGGUGUGGCCCACAGGGAUAUCAAACCAGAAAAUUUAUUACUAGAUGAUGAUGGUCGUACGUUGAAGAUUACUGAUUUUGGUGUUGCUGAUGUAUUUUGUGAGACAUGGCAAAAACAUAGUAGAUUAUCAGAUGGAUUUUGUGGUUCAUUAGCAUUUAUAGCUCCCGAAGUAUUUUCGAUAUUACAACGACGAAAUUAUUCUUUCCAUAAUCAUGGUUACCAAGCAACCAAGGUAGAUGUAUGGUCAGCCGCCAUUGUAUAUUGUUGUAUGUGGCUUAAAGGCACACUUUUUAAUUCGGCUGAGAAAAGUGAUCCUCAUUAUCGAACUUUUCUCAAAGCUUAUUAUUCUCGUUCGUUUACUCCUCUUGCUGCUUUAUCGGAACAUGCUCGGUCUUUUAUAUAUCUGAUGUUGGACCCUGAACCUGACCAAAGAAUUUCUAUACCUCAAGUUCUUUCUAUUCCUUUUAUCAUGGACAUUGAUUGUUCUUUAUAAUAUUUUUUUUUUAAAAAAAAAAAAAGAUCAUCAUCUAUAAUAAUAAUAAUAAUAAUAAUAAAC